AUGGAGCAUCGUAAAAAUUUUCAGUAUACUUCAGCGACUUUUCAGAAUGAGCUACUGUCCAUUAUUGGGGAACAAAUUAAGUGUCAAAUUGCUAAAGAAUUUAAAGAGGCCAAGGUUUUUGCAAUUAUAGCUGAUGAAACUCAAGAUAUAGGAAAACACGAACAAGUAGCUAUUGUCUUGAGGUAUGUUAAUGAAAAGUUAGAAGUUCAUGAGUCAUUUGUGGGGUUUUACCGUGCUAAAAGAACUGAUGGCAAAACACUGGUAAAUGAACUUAAAAAUGAUUUGAUUUCAAUGGGUUUGAACAUUAAAAAUCUGCGUGCUCAGUGCUAUGAUGGGGCAUCGAACAUGAGGGGUCCAUACAAAGGAGUGGCAGCUAUAAUUAUGCAAGAAGCCCCAAUGGCAAUGUACAUUCACUGCAAUGCACAUAUAUUGAACUUAUGCAUUGUUAACUGUUGCAUGCGCGUGUCUUCAAUUAGAAAUACGUUCUUUGUAAUUCAAAGUAUUUACAACUUCAUUGAGAAAUCAACUAAACGACAUGCUAUUUUUAAAAACAUUAAAAAAAGUUUCCAGAGCUUUAGUGAUGGACAAGCCAAUGCUUUGUUGAAAAAUCUGGAGGACUUCAACUUUGUAUUUGACCUGCUAUUACUGAGGAGAGUUCUAGCACAAUGUGACAUACUAUCAAAAACUCUUCAGUCAAGCAGUGUUACCUACGAAAUUGUGAAAUCUGUAAAAAACAGUUCACUUGAAGUAUUGAAAUCUUUCAGAACAGAUGAGUUUUUCUCAAAGUUGUUUAAUCACUCGACAGAAAUCGCUGACAAGUGCGGAUUUAGAGCUGCCCAGCUGCCAAGACAGGGAAAAAUCCCCUCGAAAAUUGGGGGAGGGAGUAAAGCCCCAUUUCAAUCUGUAGAGCAUUACUACAAAGUUUCAAUUGUCUGGCGAGUUAUUGAUAUCCUAAACGAGGAGAUAGAGGCCAGUCUUCAAGAAAACAACCUGGAUGUACUUAACAAUCUAAGCAAAGUUCUAGGUGGAACUGAUGAAGAUGCAGCCAGUGUUAAAUAUGUGUGUAAAUAUUACAAUUUAGACAAUGAACAUCUUUUGUCUGAAUUGAGAUGUUUCUAUAAAAUGGAAGAAUCAAGAAACAAAAUUAUUCAAGAAAAAGCUGACGUUUUUGUACAAAAAUCUUUGAAAAGUGUGUUCCCUGUGCUUUUUGAACUUUUUCGUCUGUUUUUUACGAUUCUAAUGAACUCGACAUACACCAGAAACAAGAUUGGCCAGGAGAGGUUGUCCUCGUUAGCACUUUUGGCUAUUGAAAGAAGUAUUGAAGUAAACAUUUCCAAAGUUAUUGACGACUUUAAUUUAAGCCAGAAGAGAAGACUUAAUUUUGUGUAA
Messenger RNA from Aphis gossypii (cotton aphid), 1389 nucleotides. Its product is annotated as zinc finger MYM-type protein 1-like. The transcript has a single exon. NCBI's taxonomy places the organism in Eukaryota, Metazoa, Arthropoda, Insecta, Hemiptera, Aphididae. Bases 1 to 1389 code for a protein of 462 amino acids. The record is from RefSeq and is a predicted model, not a curated record.